This is a messenger RNA of Daphnia pulex (common water flea), 1111 nucleotides long. RefSeq lists its product as uncharacterized. The coding region runs from base 415 to 936 and encodes 173 amino acids. The record is from RefSeq and is a predicted model, not a curated record. The transcript has 3 exons. Lineage: Eukaryota; Metazoa; Arthropoda; Branchiopoda; Diplostraca; Daphniidae.
AUAUUUAAAACAAAUCGAAAUUUCAUGCGCCGACCCUAUUGCGUAUUCCCUGUCAUCAAGUUAUCUUACGUCCGGAAUGUUUCUUAUUGUAAAAUAAUUAAAGUUUUUACGAUUUUUUAUUUAAUUCCCAUGCCCGUAACCCCAUUUCACUUGAAAUUCACCAAAAAAUGUUCGAAUGGCGUAAAAUUUUAAAAAAAAUUACAUCUAGAUUAAUUGAAUUUUGAAACAGAAUUGUUCAAGGGCAUGUUGAGAGAAAAUCAGAAUAGCAGUACAGAGAAGGGAACAGUGAUUCUCGAGUUGUUGCUUUUAAAACCAAAAUUAGAGCAAACAAAACUGGGAAAAGAAAAAAGAGGGAUAAAAAUUCAUCAAAGUCGAGAACACAAAGACAAAGAGUAGAAGAUUUACUAUUCAAGUAUGGUACCACUAGGAACCGAAGGGCACCUGACAGACAGGGUGAGUGGCAGUAUGAUGGAAAGAGUAGCCGAAGAUCGCAGUAGUCGCCACACUUUGCCGGUCAUUGUAAAUGAGGAUACAUUAUGGCAACCGACACCGAUGAUAGACGAAGAUCACCAUCCACUUACUUGGUGGAAAGAGACUGGCGUCGGCGAAAGAAAAGGGCGUCGAGUAUACAACUCUCAUGGCUACGUUUACGCUUUCAAAUACGAGCGCAAAACUGAUUCUUCCCAGGUUUUCCGUUGCAGAUCAGUUGACGGUACUGGAAAAGAAUGUCUUUCGCGCGUCAUCUUAGCCAGUAAUUCGUACACACCCAGCAAUGAUCACACGUGUAUAGUUAAGCUUGCGCCAAACAUUUAUGAGAGAGAUAAAAUAGUUCGAAAAGCCAAAGCUGUUGGUCUUAAGUUUAAAGCAGUUUCGGUGAGCAACAUUUUAAGGCCGCUCUUGGAAAACUAUGCCCAUGAGAAUGUCAUAUUACGCUAAAUUUAGUGUUAAGAAAAAUGUGGAUGACCAAAGCGUGGACCAAAGAGUGGAACCAGAUAACUGCAAUUUCGAUGAUUUAUUUAUUUUAACUGUGUAUUUUCAAUGUUGUAUAAAUUGUCAAUAAUAUCUAAAAACUUAUAAAUAGAAUACAAAAGUGAUAAAUAAUAUUUUUUUA